AUGGAUUCCGACCCACAGCAGACGAAGUCCCUGACGUGGCAGUAUACCCGCACCUCGGUCGUCAAGUAUGACCUACGCAUUCUGUACUUUCUCGGUUUCUGGCCACUGCUACAGUCGAGAGUGUUCCGCGCCUUGACAGCUGCCGUAGUAAUGCUCGGCGUGGGGCAUUUUGCAGAGGCCGUGAUAAAUCUUUCCACGUUACUGGGGGAUCUGGAGGACUACACGCUGGCUGUGUCUCACGUUGCUACCGUGUGCGUCGGCGCUGCCAAAAUGAUAUUUUUUGUCUUCCACGAACACGAGUUCUGCAAACUCGUGCGGUGGUUGGACGCACUCGUGGCUAGCCAGAUGGAGCACAUACGGGGUCAGCUUCAGGGCGAGGCGAUCUUCUACAAAGCCCAGAAGCUCGCCGCACGCAUCACGCUGUGCUUGUUAGCGAACAAUGUUUUCAUAGUCACGGUAUGGUCCUUGGCUCCCCUGAUGGCAUCGGAAGGCCAGAAGAGACUCCCCUUCCAGCAGCUUCCCUUCGCAGCUGCCUACACUUCUCCGCUCUACGAGCUGUCUUACGCACUCCAGACCGUCUCCGUCUUCGUCAUCGGUUUGAUCAACGUACACGUCGACUGCUUCUUCGCGGCGGUCAUGAUCCACACCUCUGCUCAGAUAAAUUAUUGGCCUUGCAGCUCCGAGAAUGGAGACCUGGUGAAGUGUCUGGCUUCUGCGCCCACUAUCAGCACACCGCUGCUGCUCUACUGCCUGGGGGCGCACAGCGUGAGGGAACAGGGUGAGUCGCUGUCGCUGGCUGUCUACAGCUGUCACUGGACCGAAGCCAGCACCGGUUUCCGUAGAGCGCUGCUGAUCGUCAUGAGUCGAGCACAGACACCUUACAGUCUCACUGCGGGAGGCAUCUACCCGAUAGAAAGGAGCACCUUCCUAUCGAAACCAAAAAUACUAGGAUUUUUCGGCAGCAUGUUUGAUACUCUCAGUUCAAAGAUUGUCUCAGACAACAAUGUUUGCAAACUACUUGAAGAAAGUGAUGAUGAAGUACAUCCAGACUUUCCAGACUUGGAGGAAAGUGAAAUGGACUUGAGUGAUCAAAACAUUGAAUAUGAGGACCAUGGCAGUGGAUCUGAACUUGAAGAAGAUGAUGAUAAAGUUCUCUAA
Molecule: messenger RNA, 1158 nt
Organism: Schistocerca cancellata (South American locust)
Lineage: Eukaryota; Metazoa; Arthropoda; Insecta; Orthoptera; Acrididae
Exons: 5
Coding region: 1-1158 (385 amino acids)
Biological process (GO): detection of chemical stimulus involved in sensory perception of smell; sensory perception of smell
Cellular component (GO): plasma membrane
Molecular function (GO): olfactory receptor activity; odorant binding
Source: RefSeq, a predicted model, not a curated record